This is a messenger RNA of Brugia malayi, 1026 nucleotides long. RefSeq lists its product as uncharacterized. Gene Ontology annotation, biological process: malate metabolic process; tricarboxylic acid cycle. Gene Ontology annotation, molecular function: L-malate dehydrogenase (NAD+) activity. The record is from RefSeq and is a predicted model, not a curated record. NCBI's taxonomy places the organism in Eukaryota, Metazoa, Nematoda, Chromadorea, Rhabditida, Onchocercidae. Gene Ontology annotation, cellular component: cytoplasm; mitochondrion. The transcript is spliced from 7 exons. The coding region runs from base 1 to 1026 and encodes 341 amino acids.
AUGACAGCUAUUGGAAGAAUAUCAUCAGUCUUGGAACCAUUAACGAGGAAUUUGCAAAUGUGCAGUCAUCGUUUAACUAGUUCUGCACCUAAAAUUGCUUUACUGGGUGCUGCUGGUGGUAUUGGACAACCACUUGGAUUGCUGCUAAAAAUGAAUAAACAUGUAGCAAAAUUAGCACUGUACGAUAUCAAGGAUACGCCCGGUGUGGCCGCCGAUCUAUCACAUAUCGAUACUAGAGCUCACGUCACGGGACACACUAGUCCAAAUGAACUAGAUGAAGCUUUACAAGAUGCUGAUAUUGUAGUGAUACCUGCUGGUCUACCACGAAAACCAGGCAUGACUCGUGACGAUUUAUUUAACACCAAUGCUAGCAUUGUACGAGACUUAAGUGAAGCAGCCGCAAAAAAUUGUCCAAAAGCUUUCGUUGCAAUCAUUACAAAUCCUGUUAAUUCAACAGUUCCAAUAGCUUGUGAAAUUUUCAAAAAACAUGGCGUCUUUGAUCCGCGACGUAUAUUUGGUGUCACAACACUCGAUGUUGUGCGAUCAGCAGCAUUUGUUGCUGGAGCCAAAAACCUAGAUGCUGAGGAAACAGACAUACCCGUGAUUGGUGGCCAUUCUGGGAUUACCAUCAUUCCGCUUCUUUCGCAAGCGAAACCAUUCUGUAAGUUUUCGAAUGAUGAAGUGAAGAAACUGACAGAACGAAUCCAGAAUGCUGGAACGGAAGUUGUGAAAGCAAAGGCUGGAGCUGGUUCGGCUACGCUUUCAAUGGCUCUGGCAGCUUCAAAAUUUGUGGAAAGUUUACUGAGAGGUCUUAGAGGUGAAAAAUCCAUUCAGUGUGCAUAUGUUGCUUCGGAUGCCUGCAGUGGCGUGGACUAUUUUGCAACACCAUUGGAAUUUGGUAAAAACGGAGUUGAGAAAGUUCUUGGAAUGGGCAAGCUUAGUACAUACGAACAAAGCCUUGUUGCUGCUGCCGUUCCGGAAUUGAAGAAAAAUAUUUCCAAGGGUUUGAAAUUUGUCAGUGGCUAA